AUGGCAAGAUUUGAAAUUCUCAAUCAUAUGUCCGAUGGUGAAGGCAAUUUGGCUCCCCAUAGUGGGGGAAGUUGCCAGGCUUCCUUGUCGUUUGAUAACGGAGAAACCUGGAAAGUUCUGCAUACUUAUCAGGGCGGUUGUCCUCGUGAUGUAAAAUUUCGUUCGGAAAGAGCAGGUCCCAAUCAAGUAUUCUUCUUUCAUAUACCUGCAGAGACCCGAGCAGGUGCAGCGCUAUUUUCUUGGAGUUGGUUUCCAGUGACUCCAAGUCGUCCCGAAAUGUUUCAAAAUUGUGCGUCGGUGAUGAUUGCGGGUUCGGGCAACGAUACACUAGAUCAUCUUCCCGAUAUGUUUGUCGGUGAUCUUACUAUCGCAGGGCAUAUAAAUCAAGGUGAAUGCCGUACUACAUUAGGGUAUGCAGUGGUCUUUCCAGAUCCUGGUGCCGCUUUGACUAUUACAGAAGUCCCUGGUGUCAUAUUCAAGGAGCCCACCCCUGGUAAAUGUUAUGCGAAAGGAUCCAAAAACAAAACUGCUACUGUUGGUCAAAUGUGAAGCCUAGAUCUUCCACAGAUGAGAAAACAGGACCUUCAUCCUAUUGACAAGUUGUUUUGCUUGUAUCCUUCACAGAUUGUGAUCUGAAAAAAAAAUACCUGACAAAAUUCAGAUUUAUUGUGAAUCUUUCUGUGAAUUGAAUGGGAGUUUAGUGACAUGGUAGGCAUAAUGCAGUUGAGAAACAUCAUUUCAUUCACACCAUGUUGUCUUAAAAGGUUCAUUAUUCGAAUUGCAUUGAUUCUGAUUCAAAUUGGUCGUGAAGCGAGCAGCACUCAACUCAAUCGUAAUUAAAUCAAUUGAAAAUUGAGGGAGUGAGUGGGGGGGGGGGGGGGGGGGGGAGGGGGUUCGAAAAACUACCACAAAAUAUUACUAGCUGAAAUAUUUUUCCUUCUUGUUAAAGUAAUAUUUUAUCAAGUGACAGAGUAUGAGUGCAAAACUGAUUCUAGUAGUUAGGAGAACAACAGAGGCAGUCGGAAUUAUUCUGUGUAUACUUGCGAGGGAGGUACCCGGAGUGUCCACUCGCUUUAUAUCUCAUAUUUUUACCGUAGGCAGACCUCAAUGGAUCUAGCAGAAAGCCAAAAGGAUUUGGGCCCAUGACUCUGUAGUCAAAAGUUAUGACCAUCUCACCAUUUAUACAAAAUAUGUGAUCAAGAGCCUGAAUCCUUUUUCUGAAAAUCUUUCGAUCUGAAUAGUAAAUUUUUCUGUAGUGACCAUAAGGCCUCCCCCUCCCCUCAAAAAUCGAUCUCAGUCCAGGUACAUUCAGAUGGGCUGAAAUUUGCAUUAUAUGUUGGGCCUACAGAGAGGAGGCUGUGGUAAAAUUUUCAGCUCGAUACCUUGACGUUUGACGGAGAUAUGAACAAAACACGGGUUAAAAGUAGGUCAUCUCAUCUCCAAGAUUUCUCAAUGAGCCUUCAUUAUAUACACGAUUUCUUUUUUUUGUUUGAAAGCUUGUCACUA
Molecule: messenger RNA, 1506 nt
Organism: Rotaria sordida
Lineage: Eukaryota; Metazoa; Rotifera; Eurotatoria; Philodinida; Philodinidae
Source: the annotation of a GenBank genome assembly